AUGGACAUUUUGAAAACACACUUUGACGACAAAGUCACAAUGAGACAUCUUCUCUACACGAAGCUUGCCCAACUCCCAAAUUGCGACCCCGAAGGCCGAAACCUCCUAGCACUCUACAAUCGCAUGUUUGCGCUGAUACGACAAUUCUCCGUCAACAAUGACGAUUCUCAAGAAACAGCACUUGGUGCCAUACUACUGAACAAAUUACCAGCCAGCGUUCGAAGCAGAAUCUACGACAAAACAGCGAAUGAUCACAACCUUUCCCCAAUCGAACUUCUCCAUCUGCUCACCGACAUCGUACGUAAGGAUACCACCCUAUACGAGAUGAACUUUCAUAGCAAAACGUCCAACACGGAACAAAGCCCGUACGUCAGCUUCAACGCCACUUCUAAAUACCAGAAAAACACAAAAAGAUCUCGCACACAACAGCAAAUGAAACCAUGCCCUUACUGCGAGCAAGUCAACCACUCCGCAGUCUCCUGCGACGUAUUCCCGACUCCAUACCACCGCAAUCGCCGAGCAAAAGAACAACGCCUGUGUUACAAUUGCCUAUCUAAAUAUCAUUCAACAAAGGAAUGCACGUCGAAACGAAGCUGCAAAUACUGCAAACAACGUCAUCACACAUCCAUGUGCUUUUCCCAGCCUCAGCAACAACUUCAACAACAACCACAAACAAACACGAGGAAUCGCCGAAAUGACAAGCCGCAUAAACCACGAACGUAUCCUGAGCGGCAGCAUUGCGCAAAUGUCACCGUUGAAGAAGCCCCCACAUCUACUCCUGUGCUAGAGAGCAGUGAAAAUACGACCCCAACAACAAUCACUUGCAGCUCCACAUCGCCUCCAGAUCAACAGCCCAAACCCAGAGUGGCGCUCAUGUGUGCUACCGUCAACCUCUACAAUCCAUCAAAUGCUUCUCUUCGAGUACAAACAACAGCAUUUCUCGAUUCCGGCUCAAGUCAUUCCUAUAUCACUGAUAAUAUAGCGGAGAUUUUACAACUACCUACGCUUUCAACCGAGACGAUCUCCGUUUCUACCUUCGGAAGCAAAAACCUCCUUCGACUGAGAUUGCAAGCCAUCACUUCUCUCGGCAAUGAUUACUUUUGGGAAAUGAUCCUGUCAGAUGACUUCUACGUGAAAAUCCUGACCUCCGGAUGCCGCCUACUUCACACCAAUCUGGGCAACAUCCUCACAGGCAAGCUGCUGAAUCUAAAAGACUCCGAUAGAUGCACAAGUCUUUGCGCUCGUAACGAUAUUUCCAAUCCUAUCCACCACGACAAGCUCACGGAACUUGUCAGCAGAUUUUGGAAUCUGGAGUCAAUAGGCAUUACAGACGAUCCUACGCAGAAAGAUGAUGACAUAUGCCUAAGAUAUUUCAAUGAUACAGUCUCUUUCGAUUCAAAGGAACAACGAUACAUUGUCAAACUUCCGUUCAAAUCCGAUCCAUCUACACUACCGGAUAACUACACCAUAGCAUACUCCAGAUUGAGCAGCUUAGUCAAAUGCUUGAGCAAAAAUCCAGGCUAUAUGGAGGAAUAUAACAAGAUCUUCAAGGAGCAACUCGAACGAGGAAUCAUUGAAAACGUCCCAAAAAUGGAUUCGCCGAAGCUUUCCCAUUACCUUUUACACCACGGCGUAAUCAAACAAACGAGCGACAAAUUGAAAAUUCGCUGUGUAUUUGACGGAUCAGCAAAACUGAAGGGAAGUCCAAGCAUGAACGAGAUUCUGUACCGAAGACCCGUACUACUUCCAGACCUAACAGGUAUCCUGAUUCGCUGCCGGUUUCCGAAGAUUUUGAUCACCAGUGACGUUGAAAAAGCAUUCCUAAUGGUAGGCCUUCAUCCCGAUUGCAGAGAUUAUACUCGCUUCUUAUGGCUACACGAUGUGUCCAAACCAUUCUCGUCUAGAAUGUAA
Molecule: messenger RNA, 1911 nt
Organism: Cylicocyclus nassatus
Lineage: Eukaryota; Metazoa; Nematoda; Chromadorea; Rhabditida; Strongylidae
Source: the annotation of a GenBank genome assembly